Messenger RNA from Giardia duodenalis, 1638 nucleotides. Its product is annotated as Kinase, CMGC CDK. The transcript has a single exon. The record is from RefSeq and is a predicted model, not a curated record. Bases 1 to 1638 code for a protein of 545 amino acids. Gene Ontology annotation, cellular component: nucleus; cytoplasm. NCBI's taxonomy places the organism in Eukaryota, Fornicata, Diplomonadida, Hexamitidae. Gene Ontology annotation, biological process: protein phosphorylation; mitotic DNA damage checkpoint signaling. Gene Ontology annotation, molecular function: ATP binding; protein serine/threonine kinase activity.
AUGAGCGUAGAGUACACUUAUACAGACGCCAAGGAGCUCUCCAGUGGUGCCUUUAGCUCUGUCUUCUGCGCAGUGCAACGAAAUGCAGCAGGAAAUCCUGUCCGGCUGGUUGCCCUCAAGCGGCUGAACAAAAUCCCAGAGAAUGACAGAAAUAUACUUUCAAACGACCCUCAUCGGGAGAAGAUGUUUCUGGAGGCUCUCUGUCAUGAAAAUGUUGUGGAGUUGCUUGAUUUUUUCGAGUCAAUGCCUUACAGUCACUCUCGGAAAGGGUCUCGCUUCAUAGCCAAUAGUGAUUCUGAAGAGCUACACUGUACAGCAACAUCGGACGGAGAGGAGUCCUCAGAGGAGUCCUUCGAAGAGGAGAAUCGACAGGAGUUGAGAAGGGCUUUAAGUCAGGCACCACUUGCAGAUGUGCUCGAGUGCGAUUCGCAGGUACUAGCAUCUAACAUGUAUAACGUCUCAAACAUGUCGAAUAGAACCACAACUGAGAGCAUUCCGAGGCUUACAGAUGAGCACGACUUAACAGAGGAAGACUUGAGCAUAGUACCCCUCAGCACCGGGGCCACGUCACCCCACUCAGCCCAGUUAAAUAGUUCAGAUACCUUGCUGGGCAGCCAAUCAAGCGUUGCUGAGUCCAUUGAGAAACAGCGAAGAAGUAGGGGUCCAUCUGGAAGCGUGCGAUCACGGUCAUCGCACAUUACAUCACGCUCUGGUGCCCGUCUCACAAAAGUGUACUUUAUAGUGAUGGCAUAUUUUCCGUACAACCUUCACGAUCUCCUGUAUUGCAAUGAUGUCCGGUUCCAUCUGCCCCAGCGCCUUCCCAUUGCUAUAGCCAAGAACAUCUGUUUGCAAAUGGCCCGGGGGGUCGCAUACGUCCAUAGCCGCAACAUUAUCCAUAGGGAUCUGAAGUUGCUAAACUUUCUACUUGCAGCAGAUGGCACAGUCAAGCUGGGUGACUUUGGACAGUCGUGCCAUAUCUCGGAGGCAAAGCUUUCUAAUUCUGGCACACGUAACUACAGGGCAAUAGAGUUGUGUCUGGGCCGGACAGACUACGACUACUGUGUCGAUGUGUACUCAUUGGGCUUGCUCUUCUUUGAGGUUAUAUGUGGGAGGCCUCUGUUUAGCUGUUCUAACGACAUAGAAUACGUUUACAAAACAAACCAGCUUCUGGGGCCGCUGUCGCCGUUCGAAUCGGUAUAUUCUGCUCCCGACUUCGACAAGCUUGUACUGACAUCAGAGCAUGAAUUUCAAUCUGGUUUGCUGUCCCUUCUAAAUAAAUACUAUCCUGAGAUACCGGAAGGGUUCUACUCUGAGAGCUUCUUUGCAGCACCCGAGCGGUCACGUCAGCUACCCCAACUGCAUUCUAAUCCUGCCACCAUUAAGAAGCCUAAGAUGGUACAAUCAAUGAACACCAUAGUAGACGGUGUGUCCAGCAAAAGUGCCAGGAGCGAUGGGGGCAACAAAGGCUCCCUCUUCUGUAACUUAUUGUGCGGUAUGUUGCACCCCAACAUAAAGCAGCGGCUCAAAAUGCCCGAGGUACUGUCGCAUCCAUGGUUUCGAGACGGUAUAGGAUCAACAGAACUAGUAGCCAAGUUCAUUAAACUCUCUGAUGCAGCCACCGUGGACAAAGAUCGAUAA